GCGACGUCAGCAGCAGCGCCACACCGGGGCUGAAGAAGGAGUGGGUGACGAGGAGCGAUCGCCACCACCAGGAAAAAACACCAGGAGCCGUAAAAUGCACGGACUACAUGGCUCCAUUUGACCGCCAGUAAGACGCCCUUUCCGCGUUUUACAGGGUCUGGUCCUGGAGGCCUGUUCGGGAGACGUCUAGAUAAAUGCGCCGGAGCUGCUCCGUCAGGCCGAGCCCUGUGCUUUUCUGCUUCAGCCAGAGUGCUGCAAAUCCAAGGAUGGCUAGCUGAGCUAACCUAGCCCGCUAACAAUUAGCCUGUCCAUUUAGCUACCCUGGCCACCGGAGCCUGAGUCUGCGGGAGGAUACCUGCCCCUGAGCGCGGUGCUUUUCACUCGGCGGGUCGUGGGGGUUGACUGUCAGUAGUCUUUCCGUGGGCUCGGUGGAUGGACAGUUUGACGGGCGCUCAUUGUCACUGCGCGGGCGUACGGCGUUGGUUUCGGGGCGGCUAGGCUUGUGCUCGGCCGGGCGACCAGCGGAGGAGGGAUUGCACAAAUGUGGCAGUGGCAGCCAGUUGUGUCCCACUGUGUCUGGGACCGAAGUCGGUAGUUGAUUGAAAUUAAAAACCCGUAAUUUUUCUUACGCAGGAAAGAUAUAUAUAUAUAUAUAUAUAUAUAUAUAUAUUUUUUUUUUUUCAAAAGUGUUGUUACGCUAAAAACCCAUCAACUUGACACGCUAGCCUUGUGGUAACAUUAGCAGCGUUUAGCCUACUGACUAAUAUCAGCUUUUGUGGAAAGUGCGUGGAAUAAUGUGGGUCUUUGCACUGGUUUUCUGAGACGUUUGCGGACAUGCUGCAUUGCACACUGUCUGUGGUCGGUUGUCAGUCCCCGUAGCCUGAGGAUUUACACAGGACUUUGACUAAGCUGUCAAAUAUUUGACACUUGACAGCGGUUUUUACCUUCAACGAGGAAAGGCCAGAUUCUGCAGCGAGUCUCCCAAGCAUCGGUCUUCAGUAUCUUAAUAGAAUUUGAAAACGGACUGUUGCUCAGAGUGGGGUUUUCUUUUCCUUAAUUUCGCCGGUACUUUGUGUGAGGUGUAGCCUCGCGCCCCCCUGUCAGACGGGCUUUUUCAGCUCAUGUGGUGAUGACUUUAGACUCCAUGAUGGCUUGUUGCCUGAGUGAAGAGGCGAAGGAGUCCAAGCGAAUCAACGCCGAGAUCGAGAAGCAACUCCGGCGAGACAAGAGAGACGCGAGACGGGAGCUGAAGCUGCUGCUGCUGGGUACUGGAGAGAGCGGCAAGAGCACUUUCAUCAAGCAGAUGAGAAUAAUCCAUGGGUCAGGCUACACAGACGAGGACAAGAAGGGCUUCACCAAACUGGUGUACCAGAACAUCUUCACCUCCAUGCAGGCCAUGAUCCGCGCAACCGAGACCCUUAAGAUCCCGUUCAAGUAUGAACAGAAUAAGAAUAAUGCCCUGCUGGUGCGUGAGGUGGACGUGGAAAAGGUGUCAUCAUUCGAUCAGCCGUACAUCGGUGCGAUAAAGAUGCUGUGGGCCGACCCUGGCAUCCAGGAGGCCUAUGAUCGCAGGAGAGAGUACCAGCUCUCCGACUCAACCAAAUAUUACCUUAGUGAUUUAGAGCGAAUAGCAUCACCGGGGUUUGUGCCCACUCAGCAGGACGUGCUGCGGGUUCGAGUGCCCACCACUGGCAUCAUUGAGUACCCAUUUGACCUGGAGACUGUUAUCUUCAGGAUGGUGGAUGUGGGGGGUCAGAGGUCAGAGAGGAGGAAGUGGAUCCACUGCUUUGAGAAUGUCACCUCCAUCAUGUUCCUGGUGGCGCUCAGCGAGUAUGACCAGGUCCUGGUGGAGUCUGACAACGAGAAUCGUAUGGAGGAGAGUAAAGCUCUGUUCAGGACCAUCAUCACAUAUCCCUGGUUCCAAAACUCCUCAGUCAUCCUCUUCCUCAACAAGAAGGACCUGCUGGAGGAGAAGAUCAUGUACUCUCACCUGGUUGACUACUUCCCAGAGUUUGACGGUCCUCAACGGGACGCCCAGGCGGGUCGCGAGUUCAUCUUGAAGAUGUUUGUGGACUUGAACCCAGACAGUGACAAGAUCAUCUACUCCCAUUUCACGUGCGCCACUGACACGGAGAACAUCCGCUUCGUCUUCGCAGCCGUCAAAGACACCAUCCUGCAGCUCAACCUCAAAGAGUACAACCUGGUGUGAAGGAGAAAUGUAAAGAGAUGGAGUGAGAGCAAGCAAGAAACCUGCAGCCCUCCCAAUACACAACAACACGCACACACACACAUACUAAAACGCACUCAGACACACUAAGCAGAGUCCACUUCUAGAAACACACUGCGGCUCAAAGAGAUGAGUAUUGCUUUAUACUUUACUCGACCAACACUACUCUUGUUCUGUUCACGUAGCUCCUCAGUUCUGUUUUAUCAUUCUAUGAAUUGCUCCUCCGGCACAAACACACAUGAAACACACUCAAAUACAACACUCCCUCCAUGUGUCCCUCUGUUCGGGGGGUAGUCGUUGGUCCACUCCGGGGCUCCUCUUGCUCCUCUUUUGGCCCCUGGUGUGGCUCACAUUUCUUUCUUUAACACUACAUUAUCACCAGUGCUUGUGUGUAUGACGUGGGUAGAGGGCAGAGCAAGCUUUCAUGGACAAAGGGCUCUCUCCUCUUCUUCUUAUUUAACCCAUGCAUGCUAUUCACUACAGAAUGAGGGCAUGAAGGUCUGGCUGCAGACCCUGCACUCCGCUCCCCUGUCAAGGGUUACUAAUUAUGACCAUAGGAAUAUAUUAUCAGGCAGUGCUGGGGUGCAGUGAGGUACUUGGUUCCCCGUGGGUCGUUAAUUGUGUAUUUGAAUUUUUCUAUUUGUUAACCCUGCCCUAAACCGGAGCACAGGAGCUCUGUUGAAUGUAAAUAAAGUUUUUGUGCUGCUCACACUAAGGUGAGGGGUAGACGGAGGUGACUACACGCUCUCUGUCGACUUUAAAUAUUUUCAGCUAUUUCUUGGGUAUAUUAUUGCUACUAAUGUCAAAGUUGAAAUUGAAGAUGGUUACACAAAGUGAACACAACCCUGCAGAAAGCGUCACAUGUUCUUAUACACUGCUCCUCCUUGUGAAGUGUUAACGUACAUCAUGAAACAAAAGAUUGAGGAACACUUCCAAGUAUUUACACUCUGAGUAUCAACUUCCAUGUUAUUUUGUACCGCGUUGCCAAAUUCAAACCACGUAUAUUUGUGCUGUAAAUAUGAUGACAUUGCCAGUAUCCCGUUUAUCCCUUAAAUGGUUCAGAUACUAACAGAAACCUAUUUGGGAACCGGCUUUGACAAAAUGAAGUGCAAAUUCUCUCAUGUCGGAUCAUUCAGAUGUUGACGGCUUAACAACUCACUUUGUGUGGCAUUUCUUUUAUGUCGGCAGUUGUCUGAAUCACACAUGUAUUAGUACUGUGAUUUCUAUUUCUUUGUUUCCUCUUCGAUGGUGAGAAUAAUCUUCCUGUGCACAACGUGUGAAUGAUGACACAUUAGUCCAGUGCAAUAGUUGGUUGUAGAUGAGAAAAAAAAAAGCUUUUGCGCUGCCAGUUUAGCUUCAGUCUCGAGUCUCGAUCAUCUAAACAGCUCUUCUCUGUAAUCAACGUCAUUUUGCCAUAUUAUUCAGCCAACAUUUGAUGAACUGUAACCGAUAGCAAGAGAGUAGAUGGUUCUUUUUUGUAUUGUCUAAUUUAUCAAUCAGAUCUGCGUAUUGUUGACAGUAAAUGAGACUUCCUCCUUAGUUUCAGCGCAACCUUUUUUCCAACCUUGGAGAUGGGAGGAGAUUUUAUACUGCUGUAAAAUAUCAAAACUAUUUUAUGGACAAGUGUUCUAUCUUUCUAAUGAUACUUCAUAUAUUUAGUUGUCGGAGUUCUGUUUUGAAAUGCUUGACAAUGGAAGAAAAACACUGUUUCCAUGUCGGGUUUAUGCUUUAUGCAAAUAGGAAAAUGAAAACAGACAAAAAACUUGGUGGUUGAAUAUUUACUGUUCAAGGAUGCUUGUAAUUUUAGGGAUAUGUGUUGGCUCUCGGUACCAAUCCCAUAUCGUGUCUCUUGCCUGAUAGUUGUUUAAAUAUUCCAUUAAGCUGAAAGUUGAUAGAUGGCUAUUUUUGUCUUCACAAUGUAAUUCAGGUAAGUUUUCAUAACUUUUUCAUCACAAGGGCUACUACUAGCAGCUUUGGUAGAAAUGAGAAGGACUCUAUGGAAGGAGUAGAGCGAAAGAUGAAAUUAAUUAAAGGGGAGGGGGUGUUGACAUCCUACUGAGGAUGAAGGCCGCAGGUUCAGUGAGGGAGGAAUGCAGCAGUCCACAGAUGCCUACGUGACAUUCCCGAGGGAAGUGUGGCGGCUGUUUGGCUCGUUGUUUGCUAUCUCCUUUUUUUUUUUUUUGCCUUUCAGAAGAGGACGAUGGCUAACGUCAAGGGGGUUCCCGAAGGUGCAAAAGCACAUUGUUAGCAUCCUAACUGUCCUGCACCUAAACAUUUUUCUUUUGCUCUUGUCACAGAUUGUGUGCUGAUCGUCUUGGCUUUACAAUAAUUUCUGUUAUGUGGUUAUGCAUAUUGGUUUUAUCUUCUCAUUGGUAGUGUUUCCAUGCUCGACUCUGGCAUCGUCUGUGUUGGACUCAGAAUAAAUGAGUCGGACUAAACAUCUUAGAAAAUAGGACUUAUCUGAAAUUGUUUGCCAAAAUGUUAUUUCAAAUUUUCUUGUAAUUUUUCCAAUAGAAAAGAUGUGUCUUUUUCUUUUGUUAGACGACCUUGAGUAAACUUCGCACCUCACGUAAACGUGCACAUUAUGUUGAUGAUGCCAUUGUCUUGUAUAUUUAUGCCCAAGCUUUAUCUCGAGGAUUUUUAGGGUGAAGCGUCACAAACACUCGCUGACAAUUUUUUGGUUCGAAAUUAAGAGCUUAUGUAUUUUGAUGUAUGAAUGAAUAAACUGACAUACUUGAGGUGAGACUUGGGCUAAUAGGGUUAUGUCUAUUUAACAUUCUUAGCUGUGCUUUCUGAGAUCACACUUGAUUCCCCUGAACUGUGGUUUAACACGUUGAAAUCUGUUGUGGGAGUCCUUACACUUUAUUCUUAUGUAGAUGAUUUAAUGUUAAACAAAUUGGAUUGAAUACGUUUCUGUGAGGAUGAUAAAAUGUUAGGCGCAUUCGCAACAACUUUAUUUUUUCACGUGCUUUCAACAUGUGAGCUUGAUGCCUGGUCUGGUUUAUUAUGGCACGGGGACGAACACAGGAAAAAGUCAGAUGGCAAACACCACCAGUGAUUAGAGCCACAGCAGAGCUGGGUCAUGUAACUAAAACCUUUUGCAUUUGUGUGUUACUGUAUUUGCUUUAUCCGCAUUGAAUGCAAGUUGGAGAAAAAUUUGUACGACAAUCUAGUACAAAAACACUGUGCCAAGCAGAAUCAAUCAGCAACAGAAAAGAUAUCAAAAACUAAACCUUUCUAAUAACUUGACCCAGAUCUGUGGUGAAAACUUUUCUUCAUCCACUUGUGCAUUUAUAUAUAUUUCUUUUCCAAAUGAAGCUUGUGUGUUAAGCCUCAGUAUUAAUUUAUUUAUUGAAACACUUGCCAAGUGAAGGUACCGAAAUGGCCAUUAUAAUAUUUUUUGGUGGUUAUAAUAAGGAGUGAGCGAAUAUGCCGCGUGUUUACAUGUCUGCCGUUCUCCGCUCCGCUGUUUGUUUGUUUCUCCCUUACUUGAUUGGACUGUGUAUUCUUUCCCUGGGUCGAAGGCACUGAAACUGCACCACUGCAAUGGGCCUGCAUUCAUGCAACUUAGACGUCCUUUCAAAACGCGCUUGUUGGUACUCUAAGGUGUGUAUGUUUGUGUGUACACUUUUGAUGGCUAUUGCUUAUGCUUGAGAUCCAUUCUGGUUAGAGGGAUGGACAUACAGUGAUAUUAAAAGCUAUCUUUGCAUAUAUUUUUUUUUUCUCUUUUGUAAGGUUGACACACCUUAACACGUGUAUUUAGGACCACUUAAGAUGACAGACUUUUUUAAGAGUUAAACUUUGUGUAGUGGUGUACAAAUUGAAAGUAAUGUAUUUUUGUUUGAUUUUUAUUUUCUUUCUUUUUUUCUUUUUUUUUUUUUUUAAAGUAUACCAAAUGUAAAUUAUGUACAAUGAGUGUGCCAAUCCCCUUUCUUUGUAAAGCCAGACUCUUAACAAGUGCCAAUGUUGUGAAAAAUCAAGAGGGCCUGUGAAUUUCAUGGUCCAGUUUUUAAAACGAAUAAACACUAAGUAUGUGAUUAAUUAACUAAAAAAAGGACAAUUUUAUUCUAUAUUUAAGAUUAAUGAUGAACUGCUGUUUUUAAGAUAAAUGUCAUUUUAACUGCAUGUGUUUGCCAGGUUGGGGAGGGAGUGGGUGGGUGAGAUACUGUAUUCAUGCAACGCCCUCAUGAAAAGGGUCCUAAUGGUUAUUGAUUUACAGUAUUUUAGCCAUAUUUCUCUUUUUGUAUGUUUCAUUUCAACCACUGUUGCCUGAACCUCAUUCAGACAUGAAAAUGAUUUUCAUAGCCUUCUCCUUUAAAUGUUUUAAAUUGGAAUAAAAUAUGUUCCUAUACUCUC
Messenger RNA from Hippoglossus stenolepis (Pacific halibut), 6583 nucleotides. Its product is annotated as guanine nucleotide-binding protein subunit alpha-11. Gene Ontology annotation, biological process: action potential; phospholipase C-activating dopamine receptor signaling pathway; adenylate cyclase-modulating G protein-coupled receptor signaling pathway. Lineage: Eukaryota; Metazoa; Chordata; Actinopteri; Pleuronectiformes; Pleuronectidae. Bases 1130 to 2209 code for a protein of 359 amino acids. Gene Ontology annotation, molecular function: GTPase activity; guanyl nucleotide binding; G protein-coupled receptor binding. The record is from RefSeq and is a predicted model, not a curated record. Gene Ontology annotation, cellular component: heterotrimeric G-protein complex. The transcript is spliced from 7 exons.